AUGUCUAUCCUGGUGCGUCCGCCAAAGCGCAAACUGUACGAGACCGACCACGACGAUGGCCCGAGGAAGCACGCCGCCGGACUAGCUUCAUGGCAGAUUAUUCGAUCACAGUCUAGUUCACGAAGGUCGAGUGAACAGCCCGAUCCUCACAGCGACUCCUUCACCCGCCACACCACCCCGCGCGAACUGCACUCCAACCGCGGCUCUCCGGUUCUCUUCGACAAUGGCCCCCUCCAGACUCCCCGCAAAUUCACCCCCAAGGCAUCCGUCGUGCUCAUCGGCAUUCGCGGAACUGGAAAGUCCAGCUUAGCCGUCAUACUGGCUGCUGCGUCCGGCCGCCGCUUGAUCGAUGCCGACCGAUAUUUUCAACAGAUGGUUGGCUGCUCCCGUGCCAUGUUCAAGAAGGAUAAUGAUCACGCCGUCUAUCGCCAGCAAGAGGCUCGAGUCUUUGAGUCAAUGCUGGCCGACAAUCAAGAGGGCUGCGUGAUUGCGUGUGGUGCGGGAUCAAUGGAGCGCAGUGGGCAGCGACUGCUACGAGAAUAUGCGCAAACACACCCGGUCGUCCACAUCACCCGAGAUCCGGAAAGCGUCCAGUCAUAUCUGAAAGCGUGGGAUACACAAAAGGUUCGCCAUUUCCUAGAGCUCUCCGGGCCAAUUUACCGAGGCUGUUCGAAUCUGGAAUUCUUCAAUCUUUCGGAGGCCCCCGCCGCCACCUCUACCUCCAGCAGCGAGCAGGAGGCCAAGGACGGCCACGACCCAUCUCCCGGGCCGAAAUGGGAUCAGCGACCACAAACUGCCACUCCGUUCCUAACAUUAAAACGAGUUCAACGUGACUUCCUCAGCUUCAUCGCCUUUGUGACCGGCGAUACCACCGAAAUGAGACGCCAACAUGCUUCCUUCCCGCUCUCAUUAAUCCCCGUCGAAACGAGGCGUUACACUUCCGCAAUUUCGGUUCCAUUCUCUGCCCUCUGCGAACGAGAUUUAGACAUAGAGGACUUGGAGUUCACCGUCGAUGCCUUUGAGUUGGUCAUCGACGUCACUAGCCCCCCGGACCAAAUGGGUGCCGACUCCAACCUCGCAGAUAGCAUCAGUCAGAUGGCGGCCACGAUUCGAAGGAAUAUCAUUGUGCCUCUAGUCUACCACGUGGAAAGCUAUAUCAUACCUCGGGGGUCUUCCUCGCCCAUACCCAACUCUCGAAUCACCGAUGAAACCUAUCUCAACCUUGUCCGCCAUGGACUGCGACUUGGCCCUAGCUUUCUGACCGUCGACUUGUCCCGGGAUGAUCAUAUUCUCUCUCAAAUCAUCAGCUCAAGAGGAACCACAAAGAUCAUCGGCCAUUUCGAGGCAUACCAGCCUUUACCCGGAGGCUGGGACGGAGAUGAAUACAUGAAGGUCUACGAGCGUGCGAAGCGACUUGGGUGCAAUGUGGUGCGAUUAUGUCAACCGGCUGAGAGUAUCCAGGAUGGCGCUGCUUUGCAGCGAUUCCGACACCGGAUCGAAAGCUUUCCCGUAUCUUCCCUUCCUCUCAUCGCUUAUAACACAGGACCCUUGGGUCGCAGAUCCCGCUGCUUCAACCCUACUCUCACUCCUGUUACACACCCCUCCCUCAUUCACGAAAGCCCAACCCUUCUACGGCCGAGUAUCACCGCUCGCGAGGCCCAGCAAGCACUCUUCAGCUCCUUCACCCUAGAUCCGAUGCAAUUCUUUGUCUUCGGAGCCAAUGUCGAAUAUAGUAUGUCGCCUGCCAUGCACAACACAGCAUUCAAGAAAUGCGGCAUGCCUCACCAGUAUACCAUUUUCCAAUCAUCCACACUUCGCGGCUUGAACAACCUCGUCGAGAACCAAUUCUUUGGCGGGUCAAGUGUCAGUCUGCCUUAUAAAACCGAAGUCAUCCCUCUUCUCCACUCCAUGUCCCCACACGCACGGGCAAUUGGAGCCGUCAAUACUCUCAUCCCAAUCCGCAAUAAUGAUGACGCGGACCCUCAUCUCUCCCACGAAUCCUCUAUCUACAUCGAGAAGUGUCGGGCCGGUCCUAUCAAGGGGAUCCACGGCGAUAACACCGAUUGGAUCGGAAUCUGCAACUGCAUUCGCAGGGGUCUUUCACCGGCCAAUGCGGUGCGCCCUACGACGACUGGACUUGUCAUCGGAUCCGGCGGUAUGGCGCGUGCCGCAGUAUACUCGUUGAUUCAUCUUGGCGUGGAGAACAUCUUUGUCUAUAACCGCACCCUUGCCAACGCAGAGAAGCUUGCCCACCACUAUAACAGGCAAGAGCUGUUCUCCAGCGAUGAGAGUCGUGCAGGGGGGCGUCCCCGAGUAAGCACACUCAGCUCAGCAAGUGACCCAUGGCCUGCGGCCUACAAACAACCGACAAUCAUUGUGUCGGGCAUCCCAGCGCAUAGCAUUGGUGGACAGCCCGCGCCAAAUUUCAACGUCCCUACUCAAUGGCUCGAAAGCCCAACGGGCGGUGUUGUAGUCGACCUGGCCUACAAACCUCUGAACACCCCCUUGAUGAAACAAAUCCGAGCCUUGUCUCAUCGGGGCUGGGUCGCACUAGACGGUCUGGACGUCCUACCCGAGCAGGGAUUCGCUCAGUUUGAGCUUUUUACGGGCCGCCGAGCACCACGCCGACUCAUGCGGACAAUCGUUCUGCAAGAAUACAAGAACGAAGAAGGACACGAUGAUCCGAGCGCAAUCCAAGACCGCCUACAACACCUCGACGGCCAACCGACCUGA
This is a messenger RNA of Penicillium cosmopolitanum, 2733 nucleotides long. Its product is annotated as putative quinate pathway repressor protein QutR. The record is from RefSeq and is a predicted model, not a curated record. Bases 1 to 2733 code for a protein of 910 amino acids. The transcript has 2 exons. Gene Ontology annotation, biological process: chorismate biosynthetic process. NCBI's taxonomy places the organism in Eukaryota, Fungi, Ascomycota, Eurotiomycetes, Eurotiales, Aspergillaceae. Gene Ontology annotation, molecular function: 3-dehydroquinate dehydratase activity; 3-phosphoshikimate 1-carboxyvinyltransferase activity; shikimate 3-dehydrogenase (NADP+) activity.